AUGGUGGUCUCCUCCCCCAUUAGCUUGAGGGGGGCUGUUAGAGAAUCUUCCUCUCCAACACAUGUAUUGUUGGCUGCCACAGCCAUCUUGGCAGCUUCUCAUGUGGCCACCAAAGCCUCACCACAUGCAGCCCCUUUGGCUGCCACUUCACCCAUAAUGCCGAACAAUGAUUUUACUACAAUCUCCACUUCAGCUCAAGUUAAUUCUACAGCAUCCAUUUGUCAAUUUCCAUCAAUAGACAAGGCCAAUAAUGAUACAGCCAUUGAUUACAUUCCGAAUAUAGCUCAUGGCUCUACAAUCAGACAAGAUACCACAUAUCAUGCCUCUCAUUAUGGACUCACAACUAAUGCAGCAAUCUAUGAUAGGAAACCAAGUCAUCCACAAGGAAAAGAUCCUAAUUCAUUUCACAGAAUUGCUGAGAGGUCAUACGAAGACUUGAAGAACCAGUCUCAACACAUCCAAAAUGUGUUUGAAAAUUUCACUUCUGAACAAAUUGCAAACAAUCGAUUGCAGUUAAAAGCCUCAAUUGAUGUUGUUCGAGUGCUUGCAUUUCAAGGUGUUGCUUUUAGAGGUCGGGAUGAAAGUGUGGAUUCAACGAAUCGUGGAAAUUUUCUUGAAAUAUUGAAUUUAAUGGUUUCAUAUAAUGAACAGAUUGCUGAAGUAAUAGCUAAAGCUCCAAAAAAUGCCUCUUAUACAUCACCAAUGAUACAGAAAGAAAUUUUACAUAUUUUUUCAACCAAAGUGAAGGAGACAAUUUGCAAAGAAAUUGGUAAUGCAAAGUUUUGCAUAAUGGUUGAUGAAGCUCGUGAUGAGUCAAUGAAAGAGCAAAUGGCUAUAGUUUUAAGAUUUGUCGACAAAGAUGGUUUUGUGCGGGAACGUUUUUUUGGGCUUGUUCAUGUCGCUAAUACCGCGGCACCAACCCUACAAAAGGGUAUAUAUUUUGUAUUGUCUCAACAUAAGUUAGCCAUUGAAAAUAUUCGAGGGCAAGGAUAUGACGGUGCAAGUAACAUGCGAGAAUUGCGGAUUUCUCAAACUGCUGAAAUUGCUUACCUGAUGGAAAUUAAUGAGAUUGAGAGUGGAAGGGGACUUAAUCAAAUUAGUACUUUACAACGGGCUGGAGAUACUCGUUGGAGUUCUCACUUGAGAUCAGUUUCUAGCUUGAUCAAAAUUUUUAGUCCAGCUUGUGAAGUUAUUCUUAAAAUCAUUGAUGUGGAAACUACUUCUUCCCAACGAGCAGAAGCAGAUUCAGUUUAUCAGGUAAUGACUUCAUUUGAAUUUGUCUUCAUAUUGCAUCUCAUGAAAGAAACGAUGCAGAUUACGGAUCAUCUAUGUCAAGAAUUGCAAUCAAAAUCUCAAGACAUUUUAAGUGCUAUGAAUCUUGUUUCAUCAACUAAAGCAUAUAUCCAACAAUAUAGAGAUGAUAAAUGGGAUGAUUUACUUACCAAUGUAAAGUCAUUUUGCGAGAAACGCAAUAUAGAUGUCCCAGAUAUGAAUGCCCGUUAUGUUGAGAGGCGAGGUCGAGCUCGCCAUCAACAAGCCGACUUUACAAUUGAACAACAUUAUCGAGUGGAUAUUUUUUGUGCCUCUAUAGAUUCUCAAUUGCAAGAAUUAAAUUGCCGAUUUAGUGAGCAUGCAGUGGAGUUGCUUAUUCUCGGCUCAGCUCUUGAUCCUCGAGCCGCACGUGAAUCUUUUAGAAUUGAUGAUAUUUGUCAGUUAGUAAACAAGUUUUAUCCGCAAGAUUUUACUGAUCUUGAAAAGGAACAGUUGGAAAUAGAACUUAACCAUUAUAAGCAUAAUGUAGUUCAACAUUCGAGUUUCCAAGCACUGUCAAAUAUUUCUGAAUUGUGCCAAUGGUUGGUUAGUACCGGAAAAUCAGCUAUCUACCAACUUGUUUUUCGAGUUAUUGUACUUGUGCUUACUCUUCCUGUUUCUACCGCAACUACAGAACGAUCAUUUUCAGCUAUGAAUAUUGUCAAAACUAGGCUUCGCAACAAAAUUGAAGAUGAGUUUCUAACGGAUUCUUUAAUGGUGUAUAUCGAAAGAGAAGUUGCUGCUACAAUUAGCAUAGAUUCAAUCAUAGAUGAUUUUCGGGAUUCAAAAAAACGGCGGGUUCCAUUUUAA
Alnus glutinosa is the source of this 2121-nucleotide messenger RNA. RefSeq lists its product as uncharacterized. The transcript has 3 exons. Gene Ontology annotation, molecular function: protein dimerization activity. NCBI's taxonomy places the organism in Eukaryota, Viridiplantae, Streptophyta, Magnoliopsida, Fagales, Betulaceae. The record is from RefSeq and is a predicted model, not a curated record. The coding region runs from base 1 to 2121 and encodes 706 amino acids.